This is a messenger RNA of Aplysia californica (California sea hare), 4605 nucleotides long. RefSeq lists its product as uncharacterized. The record is from RefSeq and is a predicted model, not a curated record. Lineage: Eukaryota; Metazoa; Mollusca; Gastropoda; Aplysiida; Aplysiidae. Bases 505 to 3183 code for a protein of 892 amino acids. The transcript has 16 exons.
AGCUACAGGCUUUGUUCAUGUCGAGAAGGUCAUAAAAAUAGGAUCGCAGAAUUCAACAGUAAGCUGGCAGGACUGCUUAGAACAGUAAAUUGGUGUGCGUGUCCGUUGCGCUUGGGUGGUAAUUACAUACCCUGCACAGCUAUGCUUGACAGCAUUGAUACAAUAGGGGACAGAAUUGAUCUCCACCAACUUUGAUUCAUUUUGAUAUAGUAGGACGUGUUGGAUGACAGUGGGGCAGCCCUCCAUUGACAGACAAGUCCGACAGAUAUUGACAUCUGUUGUCAGUUAUUUCGCUAAUCGAGAAGAUUGCCACUUACUGUUGGACUAAUUGCAACCAACGAGCAAGGGAGUACCAUAUGAAAGUGGACUUCUGGAGGAAUGCUUGUUAUGGCAACGUCAGAACAACACUAAGAGAGAAAGGGCAGGAACAGGAGGAGCGAAUUAUCAGCUCGACUAGUCAGCUACAGAUUGUGACAAGACCCUGCUCAAUCCCAGGUCAGCGUAAUGUCUCAGGUCACUGACCAACUCAUCGAUGUCAUCUCCAAGCCAAGAGCCCGACGCACCGACGCUGAGAUCGAAACGGCCAUUUCAUGGCUGCGUCGCCGUGCGCAGAUUCUCAACAACGUAGGCAAAAAGGAACUUGUGGAGAUCGUGAAAAACUGUUCUUAUGAGACCGCAACUCGCGAUGACGUCAUCAUACAGCAAGGCGACUAUGGAGAUACAAUGUACAUCAUCCUUCGAGGUGUCUGUCUCGUUUACAUUGACGCCAGCCUUACAGGAGAGGAGGACCCGUUCCAGGCCUCGUCGCCACCCCCUCAGCUCCCCAAAGACCCUGCUGCUGCUGCUGGUGGUGCUGCCAACGGAUCGCCCGAACCAAGGAAGGCUAGGUCAAUAGACCGCUCCAAAUAUGGCAAAUUUAUAAUGAGAUAUGAGUCUGGCAAAAGUUUCGGCGAGGCUGCCCUGCUCUGUGACGACAAAUCCCGCAAUGCCACGGUCCUUGCUGAUGAAGACUGUGAUCUUUUAGUUCUUGACCAGGCGCUCUUUGAUAAGGCACUAAGGGCAGAACAAGAGCUGGAGUACGCAGAGGUCUGUCACUUUGUAGAGAAUCACCCAUAUUUCCGCCACAUGUCACCCAAGUUCAAACGGCUACUGGAGCUGUCUCUCCGGAAAGACACAUUUCCCUUUGACUCGGUGAUGACCCAACAGGGAAUGCCUGUGACCUCUUUGAUAUUUAUUCUCAAGGGUCAGGCAAAUAUGUAUUUGGAACCACAUGCCUAUCAGAAACAGUACAGUCACUUGUGGCCCUUCGAAGCAGGAGUGGACCUGUAUUCCCAUGAGUUCGAAUGGCUUAGAGAAUCCCGGCGGAACAACAUUUUGAGGAAAUACGAAGAUCCGGCCGUGUGGCCUACCAAGUCGGAACAUCUGGUGGUCAAGCGGACGGAAGGAUACGCAGCUGCUGAAAAACGUGUGCAGGAUCGCACACUAUGCUUGUGCAGCAUUCGGGGCGGCGAGGUGAUAGGUGACCUGGAGGUGGUGACCAAACUGAGCACGUAUAUGUUUACUGUGACCAGUACCUCGCCAACCACCGCCUUCGUCCUUGACCUUAAGAACCUGGAGAGACUUGUGGGCAGGCGGAACCAGGUCACCAUGGAAGUGAUGAAGGAGACAGCCACGGAAAAGCUUGAGAUGAGAGCACACUCACACUAUGGCAAGGACGUCAGUUUCCUCAGCUAUCUUCUCUACAAGAUCAGGGAGGAGCGACUGCCCUCAGCUAAGAAACUCCCCCCGAUUAAAUCAACCAAACAGUUGCCUCCAAAGGAAAUACAGAUCCAGCACUUGUUGGAAAAGUUCAAGAGCGGUGAGGCACAGCUGGUGGAACCUUACGUCCACGGUAGUCUCAUUUACAAGGAGCAGAUGCAGGAGAAGGCGAGGAUUAGGAAUAACAUAAGGAAACGAAGCCCACAUAGCAUUAGUGGAUUGUUGAGAGAGGCUCGAAGGAAGAUGAACCGCAGACAGCCUCGGAGCCGUCGGGAAAUAGUGGACUCUUUAAAAGAAAUGAUGGAGUCUGAUCUGGUGGAGUACUCAACCGAUUUGCCGAAAGACAAACCCAAAGCAACCAAGAAAAAGCCAGAAAACCCCCCUGCACCCUCGUUAACCCCCGCUAGAAAAAUGUCCAAUCCAUCGCCGAGAGAGGGUGCCAUGAGUACUGAGAGGAAAGGCAGCCUCACAAAAGAUCCACCAAAAACCGUUCGGUUUUCAAAUGACACGGACAAAUCUUCCCCCAGAAAUAUCAAUCAGAUGCUCACCGCACCAUCAAACGACAGCCGAGGGAAACCUGUGUCGAAACCAGAUUCUCGAAGGACUUCACUUCUGCCAGCAAUAACAGAAACAAGGGAAACUUCAGCCUUGAAUGGCAAGGUAGAUGGAACUAGAAACGGAGAGAAAGGAAUGAAUUCAAGCUUCAAAAGUCCAAGAGCAAGCGACGGAGACACCUCACGUCUGGUCUCGGAGGCCGAGGAAGGACCGUCGAGCGCCACGUCGUCAAAGAGAGAGUACCAAAGAAAAGAAGUGUCCGCUGACUCCAGAUCUCCUACACGGUUACCUCCUCUGGCUAAACCUGAGCUGAAAAAGCCUUCGCCUUCCUCGAAGUGGGAUAUGGCGCUACGCUUUGUCAAUGAGCGAGUCAACACAGAGCUCACCAAGCAGCUCCUGUCCAGUAACUCCGGCUUCGACGACUACGAGACCUCCGAUGUGAGUCUGGCUCUGCUGGAGAAGCGCAUCAAGUCAUUCUUUACGGAGAAGGUGAUGAGCCAAACCUCUACCACCAUGACCACCCCCCGUACCUCCAACACACGCCGACAGAGCAAGGACGGGGACAAUCAAGACUUGCAUUUACCGCCCUUGCGCAGAUUCCACGUUGAUCUUCAGGAUGCAGACGUGAACAUCCCAAAACCAGGCGGUAAAGUUUGGAUAAGGAAAAGGCUCUGUCGCUUUGCUAACAGCUCUAUAAAGGUGAAGGACCACGAGCAUGUCCGCUACCACAUGGUGCCUGAGCUGCCCCAGUUUGAGGACGUGAAGAAAGCCCGGGUGGUCAUGCAUCGUAUCUUGACCGCCAGCCUAUCUCCAGAGGGUAUGACCAAAACGACGAGGAACAGCAUAUCGGACGUCAAUACCUUCCGUUGAUACACUUUCCUGCUGUCUAAUGUUUAUGAAUAUGCUAAUGUUGGCAGUAGAAACCUUUCUGUGAGGGUGUUUUCUAACCAUCAUUUGCUAGUAGACACUUAUACUACAAUUGCUAGUUUACCAAACAAUAGUGAGUUAGACCGUGAUUUUGUCUACCCCUCCUUCCUCCAGCUUUAAAAAAGAAAAGGAAAGAAAACAAAACUACCCCCUCCAAAAAAAACCCAAUAACACUUUUAAAAAAAAACCCACCACCCUCUCCGCUCACCUAUUCACCUGUUUUACUUUCAAUAUUCGACACUGUUCUGUAGAGUUACAUAUUGUUUCACGCUAGAUAGAUAGUAAUUACUGUCGAUUCUUGCAAAGAUUCUUGAAGUAUAGCGUUUAAUGUCGUGUUGUUGAAAUGUGUUUUAUUUUAGUUUAUGUGAUUGUUAAUUAAAUUGCACUGUGUUUGCGAAGUCCAGAAACAGGAUUAUAAUUCCAUUCCUUUCUCGACACUUCACGUAUAUUAAACUUCGUUUUAAAUUUAAUUCAUUUGCUUGGACUAUAGCUUAUUGCACUAUGAUAAACGACAGGAUGUGGGGUGGUGGGGUGGUGGGGUGGUUGAGGGUUUGAGGGGUGGUGUGGUGUUACAGAUGUUCGCCCUGCUGUGUCAGAGAAUAGGCACUUUGUUACUGUAUGUAUUGCUGUGAUAACAUUAUAAUAAUAAGCAUUAUUGCUAUUCGGGUUUACAUGGAUCUGGCCUUGUGUUGUCUUUAUCGACGUCGUUGUUGUCGUUAUUCUUCUUCUUAUCACUCUUUUUUUUCUCAUUUUAAAACCGCCCACUUACUUGUAUUUCCCAGCGUAGCAUUAGAUUCCACCUGUCACCGUCAGUACUUGGGUGAUCUCCACCGCCCAUCAAUAUUUUUAUGAAGUCGCCAAGGUUGGAUAGCAUUGCACAAAAUGAUCAGGUAUCAUUGCACUGCCGAUACAUUAGAGAUAUUAUUACGUUAUAAUAUACUAGCCUAUGUUUCCUUAGGCGAGACGUGACGUCGUGUCCCGCUAGUCGGUCGCUGGCGAUGAGUUGUGAGAUGUGUAUCUUUAUGCGCGACCACGUCACACACUACUCAAUAAUGAUGAGUCGACCAGCACUUUUUGGCUAGAUAUUUAGACAAAAGGUGAUGCUUUAAACCUGUCACACCCUCUGUCUGUCGCACACGAUGAAGUCCCCAUCACUACAUGGACCGAUCGCAGGCGACGGUCGCACGCGGCUAGACGUUGCGUCGCAUGUCGGCUUCUUUAUAAUAGUAUUGUUUAGGGAUACCCUAUUGUUUAUGGAACGGCAAGGACCCGACAUCGCGUCGCGCAUAAGGAGACAUAUUCUUACUCUCCAACCAAAGAUAAAUCGUGUUUUGGGACACUGGUACAGAUAUUUGUAUGAAAAUU